Molecule: messenger RNA, 1191 nt
Organism: Penicillium odoratum
Lineage: Eukaryota; Fungi; Ascomycota; Eurotiomycetes; Eurotiales; Aspergillaceae
Exons: 1
Coding region: 1-1191 (396 amino acids)
Source: RefSeq, a predicted model, not a curated record
AUGGACUCCCGCGACAUAGCCAUUCGCGACGCCAAACGGUUCGUUCGCGACGUUGUUCGCCACGACUGGGAAUUCACCGCCGAUCCAAAUGGCCCAAGCUAUAUCGCGCUGCCCACCGAGCACGUCGACGUGGACUCAGUUGGUACCCUCCUAGAGAACCGCCAAGUCUCGGAGUGGCGGCACAGAGAAUUCGACAGCACCGGCUCAGAGCUCUCACCACAAUCAUCCGACGACGAAUCUGAAGGCGAUAUCUCCAAGACAAUCGGCGACCCCGAGAUCGAGCUGCGACGCAAACGCCGGCGCCAGAUGGAUGAAGAGAUGGCUUGGAAUGAAGGGCUACGGAUGUUCAUGGCCAGACGCGACGUGUGGUCGGGAGCCAGGACACGGCGACAGAUUCGUGCUAAGGAGAAAAAAGACAAACUUGCGAAAAUACAGGCAGGCGCACCGGGUCAGGCUGCAGACAGUUGUGCGGAUUCUGGGGUGGACGCAGGUGCUGCAUCACCCCGGCCGGGGUCCGCUUCCCCGCACUCGGAUCGCCAAAGUCAAAAUGACACUGAGGCUCCGUCGUUGGCAGCCAAGAUGGACACGUCGCUCGCAAUCGCAGAGCGCGAGAAAACAGAAGAAACUCUACGCCGACAAGAGCAAGAGGAAGAGCAGUCUACCGCGCCGGAGGAUGAAACGAAGCGCAAGGGGUCCACUGAAACUAGUAUCACUGAGCCGGACGCCUCUGCAAGUGGUCCUGUCUUUACUACAUUCCCUGCCAUCGACGACGAUGAACCGGAGACAGACGAGGAGCUUGAUGAACCUCUUAUCCCGGUCGCCCCACCUUUCCUUUCACAUGAGAAUCCCAUCCGCGCAACCAUCAACUCAUCCAUCUACCCCUCUAUCUAUAGCAAAGUGGUCGUACAGGGGAUGACCCCGACUGUUCCAGUCAACUUGGCCCACCUGACUAAAGCAAUGGUUCAGGGCUGGAAAGCUGAUGGACAAUGGCCACCCAAAUCGGCAGUGACAAACCUUGUCCUUGCAGAUGAUGCGACGAUACCGAAAACUUCCGAUACUACUGACGCCCCUCAAACGAGGCGGAAGAACAGUAUCACAAACGCCAUGCGCAAGGUGUUCCACAUGGGCGCCAACCCCUUUCACCGACGCGGAUCCAGUCAAGAUGGUGGGAAUGGUGGCGCUGCCAUUUAG